Molecule: messenger RNA, 1119 nt
Organism: Branchiostoma floridae (Florida lancelet)
Lineage: Eukaryota; Metazoa; Chordata; Leptocardii; Amphioxiformes; Branchiostomatidae
Product: very-long-chain 3-oxoacyl-CoA reductase-like
Exons: 4
Coding region: 129-557 (142 amino acids)
Cellular component (GO): endoplasmic reticulum
Molecular function (GO): oxidoreductase activity
Source: RefSeq, a predicted model, not a curated record
CUGUGGCCCUUCCGCCUGCGGUUGUCCGCCAGCUCCGAAAUCGUAAAAUAAACUCCGGUCCGAGACCUUAUGGUACCGGUGUUGCUCCUGGUCACCAGAACGUUGUUACAACUGACCAAUCAUAGGACAUGUUCCAUUUCAGGAAGAAAGGCGUGAUCAUAAACCUAUCUUCUAUAUUCUCCACGGCUCCUGUUCCGCUUAUGGCUCUCUACUCAGGCACCAAGGCAUUUGGGAGCCUUUUCUCCGAGAGCUUGGCGGCGGAGUAUAAGGAUAAGGGUAUCAUUAUACAGACUGUUACUCCCUCAUUUGUGUCUACGAAGAUGAUCGGAAACCUGGCUACUAAUUUCUUCGUGGCGACACCGAAGUCUUUCGUUCGCUGUGCCCUGAGCACGGUUGGGCUGGCGAGUAACACAUGCGGUUACUUUUCACACUCGCUACAGCUCUGGCUUGCAGGCCUGUUUCCCCGGGAUGUCUUCUGCAACUGGGUAACAAUGCCUGUCAUGAAGAAGCUUCGUCAGCUUGGCAUGGAGGAGUUGCAGUCCAAGAAGAAGAAAUAACACAAGACAUUUUACAAACAAUGUGCAUGUGGCGUAAUAUGCAUUCGCACGACAUGUAUUGUAAUAUAUAGUAGCUGUGUGUUCAUUUCGAUCAAGGCACUUAACCUCUUACAAUUCGACAAUAGUAAAAGUAGUUGUUCUGAGCCCCAUGCAGAUGCAAUCAGUCUUUCUUCAAAUUUCUCCACUUUAUCAUGUUCAUCGCAAGCUUUCAUAGCUCCCGUAGUUUUCUGUCUUACCGCAACGAUCGUAGUCCUCUGUCUUUAAAGUCUGCUCUAAGUAAGCUCAGUAGGUUCCUGCAGUAUUUCCUUUCUUCAUUGAUUUGUAGGUAUUAGACCCUAUCAAGGCAAAGUCCAUAACGGUUCGACAAUAUUGAUUUCAAACAGUCACAGAGUUUUGUUAUAAGAGGGUGCAUACAGAGCAAGGAUAUCUCUAUUCUAAGUCUAAAUUGUUAUGUGAAACACUUUUUAUAACUCGUUCUAAGCUAGAUGUUGAGACUAUGUUGACAUGGUAGAAUGAAUUUGUCAAAAUAGACCUGCCUUAGAAAUUAGGAAAUGGAAUUGUC